This is a messenger RNA of Callithrix jacchus (white-tufted-ear marmoset), 1250 nucleotides long. It is a transcript of the gene SLC51B, whose product is annotated as SLC51 subunit beta. Gene Ontology annotation, cellular component: protein-containing complex; plasma membrane. The record is from RefSeq and is a predicted model, not a curated record. Lineage: Eukaryota; Metazoa; Chordata; Mammalia; Primates; Cebidae. Gene Ontology annotation, molecular function: transmembrane transporter activity; protein heterodimerization activity. Gene Ontology annotation, biological process: bile acid and bile salt transport.
ACCUUCGCUAUGAGAAAGCACAGGUUGUAAAAGGCCAGCCCUGGCUCCUUGCUCCAUGGUUAAAUAUUGAUGAUAUUGGGAAUUAGAGACCUGGAGUGGGCACACCACAUAUUCCCCUGCAGUGCUGGAACCCACAGACCGCAGGUUCUCUGCAGCCCAUUCUCCUGCCCGUCCAGAGGAUCUGGAUGUAUUCUCUUUACUUGAAGCCAACAUGUAACAAAGAAAGAACUGGGCUCAUGGUGCUUUCAGAUUGUGAAAGUCAGGUGGCGCUUGUUUGCACUCUGAGGCCACUCAUUCAAGAGGUCAGUCACCCCGGAGUGGUAGAGAAGGCUCUAGGCCUGGGCGUGUGCUAAGGGCAGAGCUACCAGAUGAGCCCAGCUGCCGCAGGCUCUCCAGGCACUGUCUCCUAAGUAACAGCUGUGACUGCCUGGGAGAGCUCAUGUGCAAAGACAAUCCUGUUGUCCCAAUAAGAGGAGGAAGAGGAAGAUACAGAAAUCGGUGCAGCUCCCAACAGCAGAUCAAGGCAGUCCCCAGGAACUCAGGACCCAGGGGGUCUUAGGGCUUUCUGCCAGAACCGAGGAGGCCAGGAGAGCUGCUGGGGCUAAGGGCCUAAGGACCUCAUUGCCAGCGGCUCACACCACCAGGAGCAGGGGCAUGGAGCAUAGUCAGGUGGCUCCCGGAGCCCCAGCCGGUACUGUGGUGCCCCAGGAGCUGCUGGAAGAGAUGCUUUGGUUUUUUCGUGUGGAAGAUGCAUCUCCCUGGAAUCAUUCCAUCCUUGCCCUGGCAGCUGUGGUGGUCAUGAUAAGCAUGGUCCUCCUGGGAAGGAGCAUCCAGGCAAGCAGAAAUCAAAAGAUGCAGCCACCAGAAAAAGAAACUCCGGAAGUUCUGCAUUUGGAUGAGGCCAGAACCAAGGAUCACAGCAGCCUAAACAACCUAAGACAGACUUUGCUCUCAGAAAAGCCAAACUCGGCCCAGGUGGAACUCGAGUUAAAAGAGAGAGAUGUGCUGUCAGUUUUCCUUCCAGAUGUACCAGAAACUGAGAGCUAGUGAAGGUUCAGAGAAGCCCCACCCUAAGCCAGGCACACGAUCUGGGCUCAGCUCAGCGGCCUGAAACCUCAGACUUUACAGCCUCUCCCAAGCACAGUGCUUUCUUCUUCUUCUUUUUUUAAAGUAGAUACAAUGAAUGAACUGCAAGCAAACUAAAAUUCUGUUAUUAAAAAAAUCUUUUAUUAAAAUGCUCCUGGAAGUGA